Messenger RNA from Cygnus atratus (black swan), 4147 nucleotides. It is a transcript of the gene KIF6, whose product is annotated as kinesin family member 6. Bases 119 to 2500 code for a protein of 793 amino acids. Gene Ontology annotation, biological process: microtubule-based movement. The transcript is spliced from 22 exons. Gene Ontology annotation, molecular function: ATP binding; microtubule binding; microtubule motor activity. NCBI's taxonomy places the organism in Eukaryota, Metazoa, Chordata, Aves, Anseriformes, Anatidae. The record is from RefSeq and is a predicted model, not a curated record.
CUCCGAGGGUGCGCGAUGGCGCCCGGCGGGCACCGAGCUCCCCUCAGCGCUACCCUCCCCGCCGGGCAGGCUGGGUAGCGUGUCGUGGUUACCGUUACUAGGUUGGCGGCGGGAAGCGAUGGUGAAGGAAACCAUCCGGGUGUACGCGCGGCUGAAGCCCUUGGGGAGGCGGCAGCAAGCGGGGAUUUAUUCAGUUGAUGAUGAUGAGAAAUCUGUGUCCAGCCUGGAGAUUAUUGUGCCGCAUGAUUUAGCAGAUGGGUUCGUUAAUAAUAAACGGGAGAACUACAAGUUCAAAUUUGAGAAAAUUUUUGAUCAAGAUGCAAAACAAGAUGUGGUUUUUGACAGCAUUGCCAAACCAGUGGCAGAAUGUGCUUUGGCAGGAUAUAAUGGUACUAUCUUUGCCUAUGGUCAGACAGGCAGUGGCAAAACUUUUACGAUCACAGGAGGAGCUGAACGUUACAGCGAUCGCGGCAUCAUUCCUAGGACUCUGUCUUACAUUUUUGAUCAAUUGCAGAAGGAUAACAGCAAAAUGUAUACAACCCACGUUUCCUACUUAGAAAUCUACAAUGAAUGUGGUUAUGAUUUGUUGGACCCAAGACAUGAAGCUUCCAGAUUGGAAGAUUUGCCAAAAGUGACAAUAAUGGAAGACCCUGACCAGAACAUUCAUAUGAAAAACUUGUCUCUUCAGCAAGCAAACAAUGAAGAGGAAGCUUUAAACCUGCUCUUCUUGGGAGACACCAACAGAAUGAUUGCAGAGACACCAAUGAAUCAAACCUCAACUCGAUCUCACUGCAUUUUCACUAUUCACAUCUCCAGCAAGGAACCUGGAUCUGCAACCAUCCGACAUUCCAAGUUACACUUAGUAGACCUUGCUGGAUCAGAGCGUGUUGCAAAGACUGGAGUUGGAGGUCAUUUAUUGACAGAAGCCAAAUACAUCAACUUGUCGCUACAUUAUUUGGAACAGGUAAUAAUUGCCCUUGCAGAGAAAAAUCGGUCCCACAUUCCCUAUCGCAACUCUAUGAUGACCUCAGUGCUAAGAGACAGCCUGGGAGGAAACUGCAUGACUACCAUGAUAGCAACGCUUUCUUUAGACAAAAGAAACAUAGAUGAGUCUAUAUCAACCUGUAGAUUUGCACAGCGAGUUGCUCUUAUUAAGAAUGAAGCAGUUCUUAAUGAAGAAAUUGACCCUAGAUUGAUGGUUGUCCAACUGCAAAAGGAGAUCCAGGAGUUGAAAGAUGAGCUGGUACUGGUGACUGGCAAGCAUAGAACAUCACAGCUUUCACAAGAAGAGCUACUUCAGUUGGAUAAGUUAAUUGAAAUGUUUCUGGAAGAUAAUGAUCCUGAAAGCACUCUGGAUGUUGGUGCAGACAUGCGCAAGAUCAAGUACUGCUUCUCUCAUGUGAAGCAAUUAAUGAACCAUUCAAAGAUUUCUGAUAAAAAAAUGGUCUCACAACACACCUCUGAAGAAAAAGACACUAACAAAGAAGUGGGAAAAGAAGAGUUGAAAAAACUGAAAGAACUUCUGCAGCAAAGAGACAAUGAGAUCAAUAUUCUAGUAAAUAUGCUAAAAAAAGAAAAAACGAAAGCACAAGAUGCUCUUUUCCAGCUUAAUGCUGUCUCUGCUGGUUCUGCAGCCUUGGAGCGGUCUCUUUCUAUAAACUUGGAAGAAAAGUGGAGCCCAUCUAACUGUUUUAGACUGAAAGAGGCAAAAGAUCUCAGCUCUUCAGUUAACAGACUGCCUUUUCUUUCCAGACAGACAGGAGGAAAGAUGUCCCUUGGAUGUCAAGAGGCUUUUGAAGUUUUCAAGUGGGACCAUGCUGACAGUAUAACCAUUGAGGACAACAAACAGCUUCUAAAACAGAGGUUUGCUGAAGCUAAAUGCCUUGGAGAAAAAAUACAUGAAGUGAGAAAUAAAAUAAACCAUCUGAAAGGAGAGCUAACCCAGAGGCAUAUUCAAAGAGCUGUUCUAGCUGUGUCUAAUCCUUCUGAAGAGCUAAAUACGCUUGACCCAGUGGAAGAGAAACUUCGAACCCAAAUUGAGGAAGAGAAAAAAAGUUAUAAAACAAUGUACAAUCGCUUGAAAGGGCUGAAGGUAGAGAUUGAGCACCUACAGCUUCUCAUGGAAAAAGCAAAGGUGAAGCUGCAAAAAGACUUUGAAGUCUGGUGGUCUGAAGAGGUGGCAAAUCUACAGGUCUGUCAGGAAAAAACAGAGUUGGUCAGCUCACCAAAUAGCACAACAGUUUAUCCUCAGUUUAUCAAAUCUUCACAGUCUCUACCAACUAACAGCUUUUCAGAAACCACAAGAGUCAGCUUUAAUGAAGAGACAUCUGGGAAAAACAAUUCAAAUAAUUUUAAUAACUCAACUUCAAAAACAAGGACCUCACCAAGUUCAAAUACACCUAUUCCUCUAACUGGAGACAGCCAGACUGAUGCUGACAUCCUAGCUUUUAUUAAAGCAAGACAGAACAUCCUGCAAAAGAAAGGCUUGGGGAACAAAUGAAGUUCUUGUUGCAGUCCACAAUUUCCUUUCAGAAUCUGUUAAAGACCUUUAUUAUUUACCUUCCUCUUCUGUUUAGAAACAGGUACAAAUGACUACUUUGGAUGUACAGAUUUAACUGGUAAGAAAGUGAAUAGGAGUGACUUGUAUUUGACAGCGAAAUCCGUUUCUCAAAGGAAUGAUAUUAGAAAAUUUGCACUCAGUAUCUUCAGCUUGCAUUAAAAUUAAGCAAAACUAAAAAAACUGAUCAGGAGUUUGCUGAAUACGUUUAUUUAUUGGGAAUUUAUUAUCAGUUUUCUCAAUACUAAAAUUAUCUAAUGUGUUAAUGCUUUCUAAAAGUUAAAAUUAUCUAAUAAGAACAUUACAUCUUUAGUCUGGGGAACUUCUAUUGUUACUGAUGGAUUGGUAUUUUUCUCCUUUGUGUACUGGAAACUUGAGAAGAAAUUCAGGUGAAAUUGACCUGUUUUGUCUGUGGAUUUGCAUAAAGCUUUGUUACUUACAUCUAGUUGGCAUCUAGAGAUGUCUGCAAAAAUAGUAAUUACAAAAUCAUACAAAAUUCCUUUGGGACCCUUUUCUGCUUUUUAUUUUUUCCCCAAUAAAUAAUAAUUUUCAUAUCUGAUUAUUAAAAUACUGACAUUAAAAUACUGAUAUUGUACUUUAAUAUGAAAAUUCAUUUUUAUUGGAAAUAAAUUCUACAUUUUAAAUUUUCCAAAAUGUUUUUCUUCCAUUUGAAUACACUAAAUGUUAUUCAAAAUAUAAACCUUCCUAAAAUAUCCAGAUUUCAGACUAAACAGUGACACUUGAUGGGCUUAUAGCAAAAAUGAAUAUAAUGAAAUGAAUAUACAAAUAAUUGUACAUAAUAAAUUGUACAAAUAAAUAAUUGUACAAAUAAAACAUAACGAGAUGAGAUGUGAAAGUCUAAGUUCAUUUAUAUAUUGUAUACAACAUAACUUCACUAUUGACUCAAUAUUACUUUAUUGCAUAAUACUUGGUUACGCAAUAACUUACUUUACUCUUCAGGCCAAAACAAGUCCAAAAAUGCAAUGCAAAACAGAGUCAAUUCUUCUGAGAUAUACAUACUUUCAGAUUGAAACUGCUGUUUUUCAUGCUAUCAAUAAGCUUACAGUCACCCAUUUGGAAGGGGUUACGUUGGUCAUAUAAAAACACAAGAGUAUACUGGCAGAAGUCUCAUAUCAAUCUCAAAGAUGUAUGUCCUUAAGUUGCUGACACUGAAUUCGGUGGCAAAUUCAUAGUUAUUAAGAAGUACAUCAUGAAUUGAUGUGUUCAAACCCACAGAAGAUAUCCAUCAAAUUAACAACUAAGAUGAAAUCAAUAAAGAAAUAUUGAAGUUAUACUUUUUUCUGCAUUUCAAUUUUCUGUAAAAAUAAGCACUGCUUCCACAUAAAUUGGUAAACUUUAUGCAGCCUGUAGGAUGUACAAGGUGAGAUGAAAGUCAGAUCUACUGUUGCUUUGAGAAAAGAAGAGAGAGUUGAGGAUUUGAUCUCCCCCUUUCAUAUGUCUGCUUUGCUGGAGGUUUUAUUAUACUGCCCAAAUUCUGCUAGGAAGUUUGUCUUUAUUUUUCUUCUUCAGAGGUCAUUCUAUUAUAGAUACACAUUCCAUUAUAUAUAUACUGAAUUCAUUUUUAUAUCG